AUGUUGGCACAAAAUAAGUUUCUUUCUAAGCAACUUGAGAUCUUAACAGAAACAAUUGGUAAGUUGCCAACUAAAUUGUCUACUGGUCAACCUUCACAGUCUUCUAUUUUGCAGGUUAUAGGUUGUACCAUUUGUGGUGGUGCUCAUGAAUCCGACCAUUGUAUUCCUUUUGAAGAACAAACACAGGAAGUCAGUUACAUAGGAAAUCAACAAAGGCAAGGAUACAACCAAGGAGGAUUCUUAGGUUUCCAGCAAGGUCCCUACAAUCAGCAAGGACAAUGGGGAUCACACCCUGGUAAUCAAUUCAAUAAGGACCAGGGUGGAUCUUCCAACAGGCCGCCUCAACAAGGGCCUAACAUCUUCCAGAGGACUACCAAAAUGGAAGAAACCCUGGCUCAAUUCAUGCAAGUGACCAUGUCCAACCAUAAGAGUACUGAGUCAGCCUUGAAAAACCUUGAGAUUCAGGUGGGUCAACUAGCCAAGCAGUUAGCUGAAAAGUCAUCCAACAGCUUUGGGGAAAAUACAAAGAAGAAUCCCAAAGAAGAAUGUAAAGUUGUUGUAACAAAAAGCAGGAAUCUUAUGGCGGCUGAGGAUGAGGAUGUUGGUGCCUUAAAGGAGCAAGUUCCUUUAAAGGACACUACUGUUAAAAAGAAGAAUGAGGAGAAUAUCGUUGUGGAAGGCAACUAUAGUGUUAUGAUACAGAAGAUCCUUCCACCAAAACACAAGGACCCUGGAAGUGUGACAAUUCCUUUUUCAAUAGGUGAAGUCACAGUGGGAAAGGCUUUCAUUUACUUGGGAGCCAGUAUCAACUUAAUGCCACUCUCCAUGUGUAGAAGGUUGGGAGAGUUGGAAAUCAUGCCCACCAGAAUGACUUUACAGCUUGCUGAUCGAUCCAUCACAAGGCCUUACAGGGUAAUUGAAGAUGUUCUUAUAAGAGUUAAGCAGAUGGUCUUUCCAGUUGACUUCAUGGUGAUGGAUGUGGAGGAAGACCAUGAGGUUCCCAUUAUUUUGGGACGACCCUUUAUGUUAACUGCAAGUUGUGUAGUUGACAUGGGCAGAAAGACAUUGGAAAUGGGUUUUGAAGAUCAGAAGAUCAAUUUUGAUAUAUUUGAAGAAGACAAGCCUAUGUGA
Glycine soja is the source of this 1131-nucleotide messenger RNA. RefSeq lists its product as uncharacterized. Bases 1 to 1131 code for a protein of 376 amino acids. The record is from RefSeq and is a predicted model, not a curated record. The transcript is spliced from 2 exons. NCBI's taxonomy places the organism in Eukaryota, Viridiplantae, Streptophyta, Magnoliopsida, Fabales, Fabaceae.